GAACGCCGUGACGUCAGUCGGCGUGGCGCACGCGGAUUGAGCGGUGACUGCGCGCGCAGCUGGGCCUGAGGUGCGAGUUGAGCGUGAGCGAAAUUUCGCUUGGACGGCUGUAAUGAUGGCAGCCGAUGCAAAGGGAAAGAGAAGGGGUUCAAGGCAGCCAAAAUGUGCUUUCUGUAAACUAAAUAAAGAGGAACAUUGUGGCCAGUUAUUAAUUGCCCAAAGCCAGAAGAUGGCAGCACAUCACAGAUGUAUGUUAUUUUCAUCUGCUCUAGUGACCUCACAUUCUGAGAAUGAAACUCUUGGAGGCUUCUUGCUUGAGGAUAUUAAGAAGGAAAUAAAAAGGGGAAAUAAACUGAGCUGCUCGUGCUGUCACCGUCCAGGGGCGACAAUUGGAUGUGAUGUAAAAACUUGUCGUAGAACUUACCACUACUAUUGUGCAAAACUUGAUCAAGCUCAAAUAAAGGAAGAUCCAUCUCGGGGAAUAUAUUUGAUUCUCUGCCAAAAACAUAAAGAAGGUGCAGAGGAUUCCAGUGACGAUGGUCUCCCAGGAAACCUGACAAUGUGUCCGACAAGUCAUCGUAGAGGUGUACGGGGAGGACCCAGAGGAAAACGAAGACUUCCUAACUCAAAAGACGAGUCUGAUGAUGACAUGUCUACUUCCUCCCAAGGAAAAGAUGAAACGAGUUGCAGUUCCUAUCAGGAGCGAUCUCCUCACUGCAGCAGUCCCACUAUUACAGGACCAAAGUGUGGAUUCUGCCAUGCUGGAGAUGAAGAAAAUGAGACCAGAGGAAAACUCCACACCUCAAAUGCUAAAAAAGUUGCGGCACAUUACAAAUGUAUGCUAUUUUCCUCUGGUACUGUCCAACUCACAACUUCAUCGAGAAAAGAUUUUGGUGAUUUUGAUAUUAAAACAGUCAUCCAAGAAAUCAAAAGAGGCAAAAGAAUGAAAUGUACAUUAUGCAGUCAAAUAGGUGCAACUAUUGGCUGUGAAAUUAAAGCUUGCAUCAAGACUUACCAUUACCACUGUGCAGUUGAAGAUCGAGCUAAAUUCAUUGAGAAUCUUGACAGAGGCAUCUACAGGCUUUAUUGUAAAAACCACAGUGGAAAUGAUGAGCGGGAUGAGGAGGACGAAGAAAGAGAAAGUGUCUCACGUUGUGCAAGAGAGCAAGAAGCGGAUCAUCGAGAGAAAAACUAAAGGAACCUUGGAUACAGAAAGUGCCAAGAAAAUGCCUGUGGACUGAGUGGAAGAGGCUGGUAUAUUAAGCUGAAACAGCGAAUAAGGUUGUGAAGACCAUAAAAAAUAAUCCAAAGAUCUUUCAAGAAAAUAUUAUCCUGGCAAUACUCCUCACUCUGUGUGGAAAUAAUAUAGUGAAAUAGCUUAGUGAAUAUACCUGCUUUCUUUCUGGGAUGUUCUGGAAGUGGAUUAUUAGAAUAUCUAUGACAUCCUUUUCUGCAUUAGAAUGAAAUACUUGUUUUAGUGAAUUUAACUCUAUGGGGCAUGUUGCCUUGCCUGUACUCUACGUUAUGAAGGCUCUGAGAGGAAACACGGCUUAACAUGUAUGAUUUUGACACACCUGGAGUUCAAGAGUUGGAAAUUAAAAUCUCCAGUUCAGUGAUUGGAAAAAGACAUUUUCACCAACACCUUGAUUUAGCACUGGUUUUCAAGUUGAACUAUAAGAAUUUAUGGUUUUGUUCUCAACAAUAGUCUGUUUAGUGAAGUGGUACAGAUGUUGGUAGUGGUAGGGGAUUAUGCUGGGCAAAGCCAGGUGUCAGGCUGAAAAUCAAACUACUUCCUCACACAAUUGUAAAUUGAAUGUGAAUCCUAAGCCUGUAAAACUUUUUUGUGUGAACCAGUUCUCGUGCACCAUCUGGAAAUUAUUGCUAGAAAUCUAGGAUACAAAGAGUAGAUAAGACAGUUCCCAAGUUUUUGAUGUCUCCUGCAAGAAAUUGUUCCAGUUAUUAUUGGGUGGAAUGUAAUCGAUUUUCAUAAACCGCUGACUGAGCUUGCAGUCUUAUUGUUUACUGUGGUCUAAUUUAUUCAAUAAAAUGUGGCCUGGUCUUCUGAUAAACACACUUUUGCAAUAACCUCAACAAUUGGCAUCGAUUAAAUCAUGGUUUAGUGUAGGUGUUGAAGUGUGUGUUAAAUGUUUUACUGAAAAAUUGAAGAUGAUUUUGACUAUUGAACAGCUUUUGUAAGGUGUAUUAUUUCCAUGUUAAUUUUCUUUCUGUAUUGUGAUUUCCCUUAAAGUUAAGUUGUAUAAACUGUAAAAGUUAGCAUUUAAAAUUAAACAAUGCUAGAGGAUUAAUUUACUUCUGAUGAACAAGCAGUGCUGUUUGUCUUGAUUUCUUACCAAUACAUAUUGGUGUUAGAAGUGGGUGCCCGGAUAAUUUGCGGCAAAACUUUUGUGUCAGCAUUGGAUGCACUGUGUUUGUCUCUAUAGUCGGUGGUUAGGUGUUAGAUAGUAAUAAUUGUUUAAAUAUAUUUUGAUUGUCCUUGAUGCUUAAAGGAACCUGAUUACUGAUCUCUCAAUUUCACAUGUUCUAUCACAUGCCCAGGUGAAUAUUUUACUUAAUUUUACCAGCACCUGGAUCUUUAGGCUAUGUAAUGUUAGUCAAAAUAAAUGAUGCUUCCGGUAAAA
Amblyraja radiata (thorny skate) is the source of this 2639-nucleotide messenger RNA. It is a transcript of the gene phf6, whose product is annotated as PHD finger protein 6. The transcript has 11 exons. Gene Ontology annotation, molecular function: histone deacetylase binding; histone binding. Bases 113 to 1195 code for a protein of 360 amino acids. Gene Ontology annotation, cellular component: nucleus. Lineage: Eukaryota; Metazoa; Chordata; Chondrichthyes; Rajiformes; Rajidae. The record is from RefSeq and is a predicted model, not a curated record.